GCAAGGCAUUAAGGCAGUGCAGAGCUGCUACAGCCGCUGGAAUGAAGCAUCUUCUGAUCACACUGUGGCUGUGUGUGGCAGUUUGCUCAGCCUACCCAGUGAAUGGCGCUGCGAGGAGAGAGCACAGCAGCAUGGAGCUUCUUCAGCAAUAUCUGGAAAACUACUACAACCUCUCAAAAGACAUGAAACAAUUUUUUAAAAGAAAGGACAGUAGUCCUAUUGUUAAAAAAAUCCAAGAAAUGCAGAAGUUCCUUGGGUUGGAGGUGACAGGGCAGCUGAAUUCUGAUACUUUGGAGAUGAUUCGCAAGCCCAGGUGUGGCGUUCCAGAUGUUGGUCAUUUCAGCACAUUUCCUGGCAUACCAAAGUGGAGGAAGAACCACCUUACUUACAGGAUUGUGAGUUACACACAGGAUUUACCAAGAGAUGAAGUUAAUUUUGCCAUUGAGAAAGCUCUGAGACUCUGGGAGGAGGUGACCCCACUCACAUUCUCCAGGAUACAUGAAGGAGAGGCUGACAUAAUGAUAUCUUUUGCAGUUAGAGGACAUGGAGACUUUGCCCCCUUCGAUGGACCUGGAAAUGUUUUGGCUCAUGCCUAUGCACCUGGGCCCGGGAUUAAUGGAGAUGCUCACUUUGAUGAUGAUGAGCUAUGGACAAAGGAUACAACAGGGACGAAUUUAUUCCUGGUUGCUGCUCAUGAACUUGGCCACUCCUUGGGUCUCUUCCAUUCCACCGACACUAAGGCUUUGAUGUAUCCACUCUACAACUCCUUCACAGACCUGACUCGAUUCCGCCUUUCUCAAGAUGAUGUGGAUGGCAUUCAGUCCCUCUAUGGACCUCCUCCUCCCUCUCCUGCUGAACCAGAAGUGCCCACUGAAUCUAGUCAAUCAGAGUCUCAGACACCAGACACAUGUGAUCCUGCUUUGUCCUUUGAUGCAGUCAGCACCCUGAGGGGAGAAAUCCUGUUCUUUAAAGACAGGUAUUUUUGGCGCAAAUCCCUCAGGACCCCUGAACCUGAGUUUUAUUUGAUCUCUUCAUUUUGGCCCUCCCUUCCUUCAGGAGUGGAUGCAGCUUAUGAAGUGACUAGCAAGGACACUGUUUUUGUUUUUAAAGGAAAUCAGUUCUGGGCCAUCAGAGGAUCUGAGGUGCAAGCAGGUUCUCCAAGAAGCAUCUAUACACUGGGCUUCCCAGCAACAGUGAAGAAAAUCGAUGCGGCCAUUUCUGUUAAGGAAAAGAAGAAGACAUACUUCUUCGUGAAGGACCAGUACUGGAGAUUUGAUGAGAAGAAACAGGGCAUGGAGCCAGGCUUUCCCAGAAAGAUAAAUGAAGACUUUCCAGGGGUAGAAAAGGUUGAUGCUGCCUUUGAAGCAUUUGGGUUUUUCUAUUUCUUCAAUGAGUCUUCACAGUUGGAAUUUGACCCAAAUGCAAAGAAAGUGACCCAUACAUUGAAGAGCAACAACUGGUUUAAUUGUUAAGAAAGAUGUAUGGAAGGCACAAUAUGGGCAUUUAAAAUGAAGCUAUGAACUUUUUACCUAAGUCAUUGUGAAUUGAAGCUGUUGAUUUUCUCCUGUGUGUGCAGUGUCAGAACUCCAGUUGAGCUUUGUAUCUUGCUGGUCACCUUCCCAUUAUUA
Fukomys damarensis (Damara mole-rat) is the source of this 1628-nucleotide messenger RNA. Its product is annotated as stromelysin-1. Gene Ontology annotation, cellular component: extracellular matrix. The transcript is spliced from 10 exons. Gene Ontology annotation, biological process: extracellular matrix organization; proteolysis; collagen catabolic process. The record is from RefSeq and is a predicted model, not a curated record. The coding region runs from base 42 to 1472 and encodes 476 amino acids. Gene Ontology annotation, molecular function: zinc ion binding; metalloendopeptidase activity. NCBI's taxonomy places the organism in Eukaryota, Metazoa, Chordata, Mammalia, Rodentia, Bathyergidae.